Molecule: messenger RNA, 891 nt
Organism: Parascedosporium putredinis
Lineage: Eukaryota; Fungi; Ascomycota; Sordariomycetes; Microascales; Microascaceae
Source: the annotation of a GenBank genome assembly
AUGGACGGCAAGAGACAUCCCAGCUCGUUCCAGCAGCUGGAGAAGCUGGGCGAGGGCACGCAAACCGGCGAGCUCGUAGCCCUCAAGGAGAUCCACCUCGACUCGGAAGAAGGCACCCCCUCGACGGCCAUUCGAGAAAUCUCCCUCAUGAAGGAGCUCAAGCACGAAAACAUUGUCGCCCUGCAUGAUGUCAUCCACACCGAGAACAAGCUCAUGCUCCCCAUGACCAUCAAGUCCUUCAUGUACCAGCUGCUCAAGGGCAUCGACUUUUGCCACCAAAACAGGGUCCUCCACCGCGACCUCAAGCCCCAGAACCUCCUCAUCAACAGCAAGGGCCAGCUCAAGCUCGGCGAUUUCGGCCUCGCCCGCGCCUUUGGCAUCCCCGUCAACACCUUUUCCAACGAGGUCGUCACCCUCUGGUACCGCGCCCCCGACGUCCUGCUCGGCAGCCGUACCUACAACACCAGCAUCGAUAUCUGGUCCGCCGGCUGCAUCAUGGCCGAGAUGUACACGGGUCGACCCUUGUUUCCCGGCACCACCAACGAGGACCAGAUUGUGCGCAUCUUUAGGAUAAUGGGCACCCCGACCGAGCGAUCGUGGCCCGGCAUCACCCAGUUCCCCGAGUACAAGCCCAACUUCCAAAUGUACGCCACCCAAGACCUCCGCCAGAUCCUGCCCCAGAUCGACCCCGACGGCAUCGACCUGCUCCAGCGCAUGCUCCAGCUCCGGCCCGAAUUCCGCAUCAGCGCCCACGACGCCCUCAAGCAUCGCUGGUUCAACGACCUCAUCCUCCAGCAUCACCAACAGCAGCAGGCCGCUGCCAUGCAGGCUCAGGCUCGCGGAUACCCUCAGCAAGUACCACCCCAGGGAGCCCCAUACGACGCUUACUAG